ACGCCCCGGCUGGGCUCCCGCCGUGGGGGGAGGGGACGCCAACGGCUCCCCGGCUCCCGGCGAGCGGACGGACAAUGACCUGCUACCGAGGCUUCCUGCUGUGCAGCUGCCGUUGCGUGGUGGGGAGCCGGGCGGCCGCAACGGCGCAACGCUGUCCGUUGAGGGGAGUUCCGGCGGAGAGCGCUGCGCCCCGGCUCGGGAGCGUUGGAGGCGGGGGCCGGCGGCAACUGGGGCACGGGCGUCACGGCCAAGCCCGCGAGCUGGAGGGCGGCGGCGGUGGCGGCGGGGGCUACCCUGCAGGCGGCUUCCGCCCGGCCCGGGUCGUGGUCGUAGCCAAGACCACUCGCUACGAGUUCGAGCAGCAGCGGUACCGCUACGCGGAGCUCUCAGAGGAUGACUUGAAGCAGCUGCUUGCACUAAAAGGAUCCAGCUACAAUGGAUUACUUGAGCGGCAUCAUAUUCAUACCAGGAAUGUGGAGCAUAUUCUGGAUAGUUUACGAAAUGAAGGAAUUGAAGUUCGUUUAGUGAAGAGGAGAGAAUAUGAUGAAGAGACUGUUCGAUGGGCAGAUGCUAUUAUAGCUGCUGGAGGUGAUGGCACAAUGCUACUGGCAGCCAGUAAGGUCUUGGACAGGUUUAAACCAGUUAUUGGAGUAAACACUGAUCCAGAACGGUCUGAGGGUCAUUUAUGUCUGCCUGUGCGAUAUACACACUCAUUUCCAGAAGCACUACAGAAGCUUUAUCGUGGUGAGUUCAGGUGGCUGUGGAGGCAACGAAUCAGGUUAUACCUUGAAGGAACUGGAAUAAACCCAAUUCCUGUAGAUCUCCAUGAACAACAGCUGAGUUUGGAUCAACAUAGCAAGGCCCUCAACAGUACAAGAAUCUGUGAUCAAACAAUACUCAGCAGCCCUGGAGCAGGAACACAGAAAUCGGAUGGUGAGGGUUACCCAGGAAUGAGGAUUCGCAGCUCGGGAACAGUGGAAGGAGCUGAGGUUUCUGGGCCAUACCUUUUGCCAGUAAGAGCACUAAAUGAAGUCUUCAUUGGGGAAAGUCUGUCAUCCAGAAUGUCUCAUUCUUGGACUGUCGCUGUGGACAGUGUAAGAAGAGGUAUAACCACUCUUAAGGGACUGGCCUCCUACUAUGAAAUAUCAAUUGAUGAUGGUCCCUGGGAAAAACAGAAGAGUUCAGGACUCAAUCUGUGCACUGGAACAGGAUCAAAAGCCUGGUCAUAUAAUAUUAACAGGGUUGCAACACAAGCUGUAGAAGACGUUUUAAAGAUUGCUAAAGAACAAGCAAAUUUGGAUUUUCCGUUGAAUAAGGAUUUAAUUGAGAAAGUAACAAAUGAAUAUAAUGAAUCUUUAUUGUAUAGUCCGGAAGAACCAAAGAUGCUUUUCAGCAUUCGAGAACCUAUAGUAAAUCGUAUAUUCUCAAGUAGUCGUCAGCGUUGUUUCUCUUCAAAGGUAUGCGUUCGUUCUCGAUGUUGGGAUGCCUGUAUGGUUAUAGAUGGAGGAACUUCCUUUGAGUUUAAUGAUGGAGCAAUAGCUUCGAUAAUGAUCAAUAGAGAUGAUGAACUUCGAACUGUGCUGCUAGAGCAGUGAAGGACUUGGUGGACAAUAAAUUCUGAUCACCCCCAAGAAAAACACUUUAAUUGCAGAAACAGACUGCAUGUCAGCACUGCAUUUAAAAAAAAAAAAAAAAAUUGUUGAUGGCUGUUCCCUAUAAUUUGGAACAAAGCCAGCUCUGAAAUUUGGGAGGUCUUGAGAGAACUUCUAUGGUGAGAAAGCUUGAAAAAAAAAAGUAUUUAUUGCUUAAGAAAACUGAUGGACUAAAAUUACAUAGAGAUCUUAAAAUUCGUGCCAGCUAUUUAACCUACAGAUGUUUUUUAAGUGGCAAUAUUUUUAAAGAGGUAGGUUCAAAUAAAAGAUUAAAUGUAUAGGGUGUGAUUUAACUAUAAUAGGGUCUCUUCACCUCUUCCCUCAUUCCCAACUCCUUCCAAUAGUAUUUGAGGAUUGUUCAAACCAAACAUACUUGUCACUCAUGAUUUUUUUUUUUUUUUUUUUUUAACAGAAAAGCAACUUGAAUGUUAAGAUUUAUUGUUCUGAUGAUGAUUAUAGAUAAUUUUUAUAAAUCUUGACAUUGACCUAUUUGAAAUAGGUGAAUGUUUUUUUAUAUACAUACUUUUAAGAAUUUUAUAAUUUCAGAACAUAGUGAUGAUAAUGCCUUAUUUUUUCAUCUUCAGUGAUUUAAGGCCAAUGUGAAAUUUAAACCUAUUUCCUUUUCUGCCCCAUGUUUCCUCUCAUCUUUUAAAAACUUUACAUGAACCUUUCAUUUAUUAUUUGAUUCGGGUUAUACUGUUCACUUGUGAUUGAAAUGCAUUUAUCUGAAAAAAAAUCAUGCUGCUAUAACAAAGCAAACUUUCUAACUUCUCAAGAAUUAUCUUGAUAAUGAAUCAGAUUUUAAAAUGUGAUCAUUGAUAAUCCUUCCGUUUUUACAAUUUGAUGAUGAUGAUGAUAAUGUGACAAUAAAAUGAAGAUUAUAUCUACAUAAUUUGAAUUUACUUUAACCUUAAGAAAAACUAUUUACUGUUUGAAUCUACUGUUGGGCAUAGGAUCUGAAAAAAAGUCAACAUGAAAAUGAGUGAAACAUUUGUAUUCAUUCUCUUUUGAAUGCCUUGGCUGUAAUUUUAUUAUUUUCUUAAGUUUUCAUCUAAUUUGCUUCAAGCUUUACAUACCUAUAUUGAUGAGUUCUGUUAAAAUUUUACCUCCUUUUUCCCUCAUGUUUUGAAUUAGAUGAAAAUUUAUGAAUAAAAAUGCAAACAACUUUUUAAUUUUCACCCCAUUAACAAGUCAUAUUCUUUCAGUAUUCCCACUAUUGCUAAUACAUAGUAUUCAUGUGGGAAAAGCUUCAAUGAAAACUUUUUUGUAGCAAUCAGAAAAUAAUUUGUAAAUAAAAAUAGUAAUUAAAAAUACAAGUGAACUAAAAUGUUUUUCUAUGCAAUGCAAUGGAAUUUAUCAUGUUCUUUUUACUCACCAAGUUAGAGGGAGCCAAAGUUUUGUACUAUGUAACAGUGAGAAUAACAAAAUUAAGAUAGCAUGUCUGUAGUAGGUGAGUAAUGUCAAUUUUAUUUUGCUGCUGUUUUUCAUUUAAGGGAAAAAACCAAACACUUUUAGGGCUAGACCUGAUUUGUUUAAAGAAUUCAAGCCUUUAGUUUCUAUUCUACUUAAAUUUUUUUUAUAAAUGCCUAACUUAAUAUUUUGUCCUGUAAAGUUUCCCUUGAAAGUUUCCAUUAUGAGCUUAAGAUGGCUUUUUGGAGAAAUGUCAAUUUCUAGUAGCUCAAGAAAAUCUGAUCUGUUUGAAAAGUGAUAAAAAUGAACUUGCUUUGUAUAUUGGUAGGAAAUGGUCAGUGUAAAAGAUGUGCUUUGAUUGGUAAGAUUAUCUUCAGUGUUUUAUGUGGGGCAGUAGAGAAGUAGCAUAGGGAGGGAACAGGAAGAUAAAAUAACUAAAAUGUCUUUUUAAUAUGAAAGUAGCAAUUUGAACAUUAUGAAAAACUAAAUUUGAAUCAAAUUAACUUAAUGAUCUAGAUAUAAUAAAGAAUUAUUUAGCCCCUCUUAAAAGACUAAAAGAUUUUAUUAUUUAUAUUAAAAUUUUUGAAGCAAGCAUUUGGCCCAAGUAGAAAUGAAUGGUUCUGUCAUGUAAACAUUUCUUCACACAGAAAUAGCUUGGCGAUUGAAUAAUAAAUACAACUUUGUAAAAAUUAAAUUUACUACCAUUUUUAUCACCUGUCCAAAAAAAUGUAAAGUUUAAUAACUUCAUAUUACUUUAAUCACACAUUUCACUGUACUAGUAUAUAUCGUGGUAGCCAAGAUAUGAUCUUAGGAAUAUUUUGAAAAUAUCUUUUCUUCCAUCAAUGCAGUCACCUCACCUUCUGUUAAAAAUACUAUAUAUUAAUAUUGGGUUCCUUCUGCUCAUUUUAUAGUAAUUAACAAAUGCAUUAAUUGAAAUAGUAGAAAAAAGUGAGUCCUAUAUAUAUAUAUGUGUGUGUGUGUGUGUGUGUAUACUUAAAUACAUUUGUACUUACAUAUAAUUAUGUAUACAUAAAACAAGGGUUCUAUAAAGUUAGAAGUUUUUUCUUUUUUAGCUUUUUUAAAGAAGGUAAGACAAAACUACUUUAAAAAUGCAUCUUUAUAAACAGAUAGCUAGCUUAAAAGGUCAAAUGUUGACAUUUUUUACUGACACUAAUAAAAGGGUAUUAGAAAAAAGAACAUUUCCUUUAAAAUGCCUUGGAAAUUUAUCAUAUUUUAGCAAAUGCUUAAGUUCUAACUCCAUAUUUGAAAACUGAAACUUGGAAGAAAAAAAAAUCUCAUGACAUAUUUUUUCACAUAUACAUUGAUAUAUAGAAAAAUAAUAUGAUUUCUGAAGUUGUCCCUUUUUCAUACCAUCAGAUUGUAAGCUCCUUAAGAGCAGGGAAUUAUGUCUUCUGCUUUUAAUGUGACACAGUGAAUAAUUAUAUAUUGAUUUAGUUUGCCAGUGCAGAAACUAUCAGUCUGGGCACAUGAUUUUGCCAAAGUGAAAUUAUAUCCUUUGCUUUUAUGGAGGGGAGCGGGAAGAAGACUAUGGAAUGUUGGUAAUUGUGUGUAUUAAAUAUAAAAUGAUACAGUAUUUGCCUUUGUAUUUUCAUAAUUUUUGUAUUUCAAAUAGAUUUCUCAUCAUCAGUUUUUAACAUUUGACAGUUACAUCUGGAUAAAAUUAACCUAAGCAUUUUCA
Molecule: messenger RNA, 4761 nt
Organism: Sarcophilus harrisii (Tasmanian devil)
Lineage: Eukaryota; Metazoa; Chordata; Mammalia; Dasyuromorphia; Dasyuridae
Gene: NADK2
Product: NAD kinase 2, mitochondrial
Exons: 14
Coding region: 75-1595 (506 amino acids)
Biological process (GO): NADP+ biosynthetic process; NAD+ metabolic process
Cellular component (GO): mitochondrion
Molecular function (GO): NAD+ kinase activity
Source: RefSeq, a predicted model, not a curated record